CUGCUUCAGUCCUGUUAGGUGAAAGAUUCUUCAUCAACAGGUGAAAACAUGUCGGAACCGAGUAAGCAGGACAUCUCUGCCAUAUUCAAGCGCUUACGCUCCAUCCCUACUAACAAGGUCUGUUUUGAUUGCUUUGCAAAGAACCCAAGCUGGGCAAGCAUCACUUAUGGUGUGUUUCUGUGUAUUGACUGCUCAGGAACACACCGCUCACUGGGAGUGCACUUGUCCUUUAUCAGGUCUACUGAACUGGAUUUCAACUGGUCCUGGUAUCAGCUGCGCUGCAUGCAGGUUGGGGGGAAUGCCAACGCCACAACCUUCUUUAACCAACAUGGUUGCACUGCCGGCGCAGCCAACGCCAAAUAUAACAGCCGAGCAGCCCAGCUUUACAGAGAGAAGAUCAAAUCUUUGGCCACCCAGGCUACCAGGCAGCAUGGCACCGAGCUUUGGUUGGACAGUCAGGCUCCUCUGUCUCCUACAUCUCCUGUUAACAAGCAUGAAGAUUUCUUCAGCCAGCACACAAAGAAUGAUGGAAGCUUAUUGGAGCUAAAUCUUAACCAAUCACAGGAUACAGCUGUACAAGAAAGCAAUAAUAAUGAUAAUCAGGAAGGGCCUUCUGUUGAUCUACUGAGUGUUUCUCCAAAAGCUGCUCUAGAGACUUCUUUAAUCAAAAAGAAGCCAGCACCAGUCAAGAAAGCGCUUGGCACUAAAAAGGGAGGUCUCGGGGCUCAGAAGGUGAGCAGUCAGAAUUUCUCAGCACAGGAGAAGCGAGCUCAGGCUGUGGACAGAUUACGUGAAGAAACAGCUGCUGGAAAGAGUUCCAAGCCUGAAGAGCCGACAGUGACCUCUCUGCAACUGGCCUAUCAGGAUUUAGAGCUCCAGAGAAAGAGGGGUGAUGAGAAGCUUAGAGGACUUGAGGGGAAGAAGAAGGAACAGGCUGAAAGGCUGGGCAUGGGCCUGCCCACCAGGAGUGGAGUGUCUCACUCUGUACUGCAGGACAUGAAGACAAUUCAGCAGGACACUCCUACACUGGCUAAGUCCACCUCUCAUUCUAGGAAGUACAUUGAUGAUGAAGAUGAGGAGGAAGAGGGAUAUUUCUCUGUCAGAACUUCUUCCAGAUAUAAUGAAAAUCUGCCCCAGUCCUCUGACCAGUUCUUCUCCCAGUGGGAAGACCUCAAGAAAAAAGAAAACAAGAAACCUGAGCCAGAUGUUUAUCUGAGCUCCAGGAUGUCAUCAUUCGAUGAUGGACCCACAGCGAGGAGAAAAGUCGAGGCUGGCUCACUGCUAGAGUCUGAUGGUGCCCGGAAAAAAUUUGGUGAUGCAAAAGCGAUCUCCUCUGACAUGUUUUUUGGUAAACAGGACAGCUCAGAGUAUGAAGCAAGGACCCGUCUGGAGCGUAUGGCUAGCAGCUCAGCCAUCAGCUCAGCAGAUCUGUUUGAUGAGCAGAAGAAACAGACAACAGGUAGUUCAUACAGCCUGAGCAACGUUCUGCCCAAUGCUCCCGAUAUGACCCAGCUGAAGCACGGUGUCCGUUCUGUUGCUGGUAAACUGUCUGUCAUGGCCAGUGGUGUUGUUUCAUCCAUACAGGAUCGCUACACUUGAGAAUCUACAGACACCAGUCGGAUUAGAUUGUGAAGAAUUAGCUGGAGUCGGAACCACCACUUCUCUGCCUAAAGAACUAACUGCAUUACAAACAAACUGAAGUGAAAGAAAUUUGAUGGCAUUAUUUUAGUAACUCCGAGAGGUUGAUUAUAUGUAAUUAUAGCAAGAAUGACAUUGGUAUUGUGGGCACCUUUGGUAAUUCAGACAUAUGAGACCAAAUGUUUUUGCUUCUGUAAAUAAUUCAUAAAUUGUUUGUUUUGCUUUUUUGUUUGUUACAUGUGAUUCGAUUAUAGGUUGGUUGGUUGAGAGUAACCAAAUCAGUAGGGAUCUUUCUGGGAUUGAUAGCUUUACUUUGUGUACAGCCAUCAAUGUAGUACAGUAAUCACAGCUUCAUUGAAAGAUGACAGUCCACAGGGGGUUUACCCACUAAUUCAGUGCUAAAUAUGAUAGAGAAUUGAGAGUAUGCACCUUUGAUUAAUUAGCACUGGUGAUGUUUACUGCACUUAAUCACAUUGUGAUAGAGUUCAUUUACUGGCUUAGUGAUUCGGAAGGUCGCUGGUUCACACGACCGCCCCACAACUACCAAAUUGCCACUGUUUGGCCCUUGUGCAACUCUCAGUUGCUAGCAUUGUAUUUAGUAAAAAUUGUACGUCACUUUGCAGAAAAGCAAAACGACAACCUAAACAAAAACCUGUUUAUUUAUUCAUUCAUGAAUUCCUCAAAGUUUGUUAAUUAAGCUCUAAAUGUAUGUCAUUGUUUCUUUUUAGACAUUUGAAUCACUUUAAGGAAAUAGUUUGUGGUUAGGAAUUUUCCUAAGCCCAAGACCACAACACACACAUUGCUGUCUAAAAUUUGAAAUGUUAUUAUUAUGGUCCCAUCUUAAGAUGUACUGUAAUGGCUGUAGUUUUGCAUUUGUCAUAUAGUAACAUUUUGCACCUUAAAUGAAGUGCUCCUAGACUUUCAUUUGUUCAGAGCCCUGCUAGUGACAGCCCUUUUAUGCAUAAAUAAUGCCUAGUCAUGACUUAUUCGGGUAUUUCUCCGAAUGCAUGUGGUUGUCCUCAAAAGAUAAGCUCAGCUUCAUAUAAGCUAAUGCUUCAAGUUUAACCCAAAUUAGGAUGUAUCAUCUAAUUCCCACACCUUACACCUUACAAACCUAUCAAAUCUAGUCAUUAACAAAAAAUGUGCUGGACUACAGGCCAAAAUUUGACAUUUUUGGUACAAGGGUUUGGUUCAUAUUACCCAUUUACAAAUUAAAAUAUUAGUCUUUAUGUAAACUAUGCAUUUUAGGCAGUGCAUUCAUUUAUAUGUCAUAAUCUUUUCUCUGCUUUUUUAUUCAAUAUGAUUGUUGUUUCUUUGCCUUUUUGCAGACUACAGGUAGUAAGUAAUGCUAAUACUAUUUUAUGGCUUUAAGGGCUGCGUAGCAAACAUCUUAUUUCUUCUGAGAAGAGAGACUGAAAAUGAAAAAGAAGUGAUAAUUUUGGAUCAGAAUCUAACUUUAAGCUUUGUCACAUGCUAACCCAAAGUAAGCUGGCAGACAGCAUUUGUACUUCAAGUGGAGAUAGAGGUCAAGUGGUAGUGGUUACUGCCUGAUGUAGCAGUUAUAUUAAUGUAAGAAGAACUUUUGAAUAAAACUUUCAUUUCUGCACAAAGA
Messenger RNA from Trichomycterus rosablanca, 3250 nucleotides. It is a transcript of the gene arfgap3, whose product is annotated as ADP-ribosylation factor GTPase activating protein 3. Gene Ontology annotation, molecular function: GTPase activator activity. NCBI's taxonomy places the organism in Eukaryota, Metazoa, Chordata, Actinopteri, Siluriformes, Trichomycteridae. The record is from RefSeq and is a predicted model, not a curated record. The transcript has 16 exons. Gene Ontology annotation, biological process: COPI coating of Golgi vesicle. The coding region runs from base 49 to 1599 and encodes 516 amino acids.